Messenger RNA from Magallana angulata, 2398 nucleotides. RefSeq names its product neuroligin-4, X-linked-like. NCBI's taxonomy places the organism in Eukaryota, Metazoa, Mollusca, Bivalvia, Ostreida, Ostreidae. The transcript has 11 exons. Bases 567 to 2300 code for a protein of 577 amino acids. The record is from RefSeq and is a predicted model, not a curated record.
CGUAAGAUACGGGGAAACCAUGAUGCUUCGAGUACCCGUUUCAAGAGUAGUGUGAAGGUGUAAUAGGAACAGUACAUUCAAUGCGAUUAAGUGUCCGAGCACUUUUAAACACCAUCCACAAGCCACUGGUUUUCAAUGUGGUACUUUUGAUUUUUAUGUCUUUCUAAUUAUGUAGCCAUCGGAUUUAAAGUAGAGGUUUUGGAGGAAGUUAAUGGUUUUCGCAGAUACCAUUAGACAUACUGCGAACAAUAGACAAAUCCUUCGGCCCCGUAUUUGUCUACAUUUAUAAACUGUAGUUUACUUGAGUGUGCUAUGACUUAAAACAGGAUCUCUAGUUUUGCUUUCCGUCUUUUCAUUUGAUGCGGUGAACCUAAGCAAACGUUUGGGUCAGGAUUGUCCAUAUCUUAUACUCCGUAAACUGAGGAAGGCCAGCGUUUUCUGAUUUCUGUAUAUAUAUAUUUUUUUGCCAAGCGUUAUUAAACACCCCCAGAACCGCAGUGCAACCGAGUGACAAUAAGCUUAUUGUUUUGCUUUUGGGAAACAGUGCUUUUAAAACAAGAGCAGUAAUGAAAAUGAGGCUUGAACUUAUUGGAUCGUUUUGUUUCUAUUUUGGAUACCUCGUAUUCAAAACGUUUUGCAUAUCGACGGAAUUUCCAGAGAGAGAGACGGUCUUUGGGAAAGUCCGUGGCCGCGUCAGUGAGCGGAUUAUCGGAUCACCGGUGGAGGAAUAUCUAGGAAUUCCCUUCGCGUCCCCACCAGUAGGAGCAAAACGAUUUCAGAGACCUAUCAAACCUGAUUCUUGGAAUGAUGUACUGAACACGACACGACUCCCACCUGCCUGCUGGCAGGGCAAAAUCAACGCAAUCUACAUCAAGGCGCACAUGCCAGAAUUUGAUAUCAAUGACCAGAGUGAGGAUUGUCUGUAUCUCAAUAUCUUUGUGCCAAAGUCCAUAGAAAAGAACAUAACGUUCCCAGUGAUGUUUUACAUCCAUGGCGGAUCUAACAGAGCUGGAAUGGGGGCGAUGCUUCCCGGUGACUUAUUAGCUGCCCAUGGACAAAUUAUUGUGAUCAAUUUCAACUACAGACUGGGUUUGCUAGGAUUUUUAUCAUCUGUGGAGAACAACUUCCCGGGAAACAAUGGACUCUUGGACCAGGUUCUAGCGAUGAAGUGGGUCAACUCCAACAUCCAGUACUUCAACGGGGACGUCAGUAGCAUCACUAUUGUGGGUCAUAGCGCUGGGGCGGGGGACACGGGGCUCCACCUGGUGUCUCCUCUCACAAAAGGUUUAUUUAAAAAUGCCAUUCUUAUGAGCGGUUCGCCAUUAGCGCACUGGGCUAUGGCAAUGCCGAACCAAUAUCCCGGCUCCAAUAUUAACUCCACUAUUCUGAGAAUAGCGUUAAAUGCUGCCGACAUAAGACAGAUCAGCGUACAGGACCUUAUAGCGAUCGAGGCCAUUUUGUCAAAAUUACUCCCCUUCAGCGUGGUUCCUUACCCAGCAGUUGUCGACAACUAUUACCUGACUGAACAACCUAGAACGUCUUUCAAAAAUGGCGACUUUCACGGAGAAGCUUUCUUCUUAUCAUUUACUGCAGACGAGAGCUUUGCUGAUCUCGGAUUAUUCAAGGACGCCUCUUUUCCCGGUUUUCUUGUACGAUACGAGCCAUUUUAUCCUAAGAUAUGUAAUUUCCUAGAUGUCCUUACGGAGGCGUAUAGCGAUGUCAACCCCUCCGGAAAAAGGCUUAUUGAGGCUGAAGCCGAUAUGCUUUUUUAUGCCGGCAUGAUGGAAUUGGCCGAUCUACUUUCUGACUCAGAAGCCAAGCCGGAGGUGACUGUCCUUGAAUACGACAUAAUUAUGCCAUACUUGAAUAAUCCCAAAUGGCAAGGUGUAAACCACGGGCAAGACAUCUUUUACCUGUUUGGGGUUCCCUUACUGGGCAAGCCGGAUGUAAAUUUCACGAGUUCUGACGUUGAAGCCAGCAAAGCAGAGAUGACGUUGUACAGUAACUUCGUUAAAUCCGGGUUGUUUACGUCAGACGGGAAAACAAGAGUGGGUAGUCUGUACAACAAAGACAGUAAGAAAUACAACAGAAUGUCCCUACAGGGUAACAUUGUAUCCAUAGAACAGCUCCAGAACUUCCGUGCUUCCAAGAUGAACUUCUGGAACAAUGUGGUUCCAAACACAAAUUUCACGUGCAAUGCGUACUCCUCCGCCGCCCCAGGACGUUAUUUUGAUAUGAGUUUAUUUUUCCUUACUCCGUGUGAACUUGUUUUAUUUUUUUAUGUCAAUAAAUAUCUCUAGGCAUCGAAUAAUGAAUACUUAUUGUAUACACGGGGUAAUUCUGUUACUACUAGGCAGCGAAGGGUUAUCAUAAAAGAAAGAAAAAAUCGUUAAAAAUA